Molecule: messenger RNA, 705 nt
Organism: Loxodonta africana (African savanna elephant)
Lineage: Eukaryota; Metazoa; Chordata; Mammalia; Proboscidea; Elephantidae
Product: putative N-acetyltransferase 8B
Exons: 1
Coding region: 1-705 (234 amino acids)
Molecular function (GO): N-acetyltransferase activity
Source: RefSeq, a predicted model, not a curated record
AUGGCUACUUAUCACAUCCGCAAGUACCGGGAGAGUGACCACAAAGAGGUUAUAGAAUUGUUCUCCGUGGGGAUGACUGAGAACAUCCCUGCCACCUUCCGCCACUUGCUGAGGCUGCCCCAAACCUUGGUGCUAUUAUGUGGGGGGCCCCUCACCCUAUUCCUGGUUUCUGGCUCCUGGCUCCUGGCCCUCAUGGCCAGCCUUGCCCUUCUUGCAGUCCUGAGGUUCCUUGCCAAGUAUCCCUGGACUGAAUAUGUAGCCAUGUCUUUGAAUACAGACAUGUCUGACAUCACCAAAACCUACCUCAGCAAGCAGGGUUCCUACUUCUGGGUGGCUGAGUGUGAGGAGCAGGUGGUGGGCAUGGUGGCAUGUCUGCCAGCUGAGGAUUCAACCUUGGAGAGGAAGCAGUUGGAGCUAUUACACCUGUCUGUGGCCUUGGAGCACCGUGGUCAGGGGAUGGCGAAAGCCCUGGUCAGGAUGGUCCUCCAGUUUGCCCGGGACCUAGGCUACAGUGAGAUCAUUCUGUCUACCACUGCAGUACAGUACUCCGCAAUUGGCCUUUAUCAGAGCCUCGGCUUCCAGAAGGUUCAUGAGUAUUUCUUUUCCACGGGCUUUAGGAUAACCUCUGUUGCUACAAUUCGUUUUAUCUACUGCCUUCCCUCGCCUCAGGUCUGUCAGGCACCGCAGCAAGGCGGGGGACUGUGA